Drosophila virilis is the source of this 560-nucleotide messenger RNA. Its product is annotated as UPF0587 protein GA18326. The record is from RefSeq and is a predicted model, not a curated record. NCBI's taxonomy places the organism in Eukaryota, Metazoa, Arthropoda, Insecta, Diptera, Drosophilidae. Gene Ontology annotation, molecular function: zinc ion binding.
AUGGUCCGCGUUGGCUUACAAAUCUCAGCUACUCUCGAAAAUAUAGAAAAAUUAGAAACGCAUUCCGAUUAUGCGUUUUUCUUAAAGCUAACCUGCAGCAAUUGCGGCGAAACAUCGGAGAAAUGGCAUGAUAUCACCGAAUCGGAGCGUGUGCAGCAGGAUUCUCGCAAUGCGGCGGGCUUUAAUUUCUAUAUGAAAUGCAAAAUGUGCGCACGGGAAAAUAGCAUUGAUGUUGUGGAAAAGUCGAACGUGCCGUACACAGCUGAAGAUGCGGGCAAAUUCAAAACAAUUGUGGUUUUCGAUUGCCGCGGCGUGGAACCUGUCGAAUUUUCACCCCGAUCGGGCUGGAAAGUGCUUUCCUCGGAAAAUGGUCAAGCGUUUGAGGAUGUGGAUCUAUCCGAAGACGAUUGGGUGGAGUACGAUCAGAAAAACAACAACUCGGUGGGCGUUUACGAAUUUGCGUCUAAAUUCUUAAAACUCAAAAAGUAAAAUCCAAUUUUAGAUUUUCUUUUUCACGUUAAACUCGUCUGCCAAUAAAGCAUUUGUUAAGAAAUAGAAAA